Messenger RNA from Chrysemys picta bellii (western painted turtle), 989 nucleotides. The record is from RefSeq and is a predicted model, not a curated record. Lineage: Eukaryota; Metazoa; Chordata; Testudines; Emydidae.
GAGACCAAUUACCUCUUUAUGGGCGACUUCGUGGAUCGGGGCUUCUACAGCGUGGAGACCUUCCUGCUGCUGCUGGCGCUCAAGGUGCGCUACCCCGACCGCAUCACGCUCAUCAGGGGCAAUCACGAGAGCCGGCAGAUCACGCAGGUGUAUGGCUUCUACGACGAGUGUCUGCGCAAGUACGGCUCCGUCACCGUGUGGCGAUACUGCACCGAGAUCUUUGACUACCUCAGCCUGUCGGCCAUCAUCGAUGGCAAGAUCUUCUGUGUCCACGGGGGCCUCUCCCCGUCCAUCCAGACGCUGGAUCAGAUCCGCACGAUCGAUCGCAAGCAGGAGGUGCCGCACGAUGGGCCCAUGUGUGACUUGCUCUGGUCUGACCCCGAAGACACGACGGGCUGGGGCGUGAGCCCGCGGGGCGCCGGGUACCUCUUUGGCAGCGACGUGGUGGCCCAGUUCAAUGCCUCCAACGACAUAGACAUGAUCUGCCGCGCCCACCAGCUGGUCAUGGAGGGCUACAAGUGGCACUUCAAUGAGACCGUGCUCACCGUCUGGUCGGCCCCCAACUACUGCUACCGGUGCGGGAACGUGGCCGCCAUCCUGGAGCUGGACGAGCACCUGCAGAAGGAAUUUAUCAUCUUUGAAGCUGCCCCCCAGGAAACCCGGGGGAUCCCCUCCAAGAAGCCCGUUGCUGACUACUUCCUGUGACACCCCCCCCCAACCUGGGCUGAGGCAGCCCCUGGCUUCCCCUGCUGGGGGAUUUGGGGGCACUUGGGGGGCUGAUCCAGGCCCCGCUCGUUCCCUGGGGUGUCGAAUGUGGGGCCACCCAGAAUCCAGCCCUGCUCUGGGUUGAACUGACUGUUACCUCCCUGCCCCCGUCUCGGUGUUACCCUCCCCCUCUGCAGCACCCCCAAAUCGACAGCUGAUUUUGCCAGGCUUCAGUCCCCCGCCUCUUAUUUAAUAUCAGGUUCCCUCCCCCCUGCAACCCUGGC